Felis catus (domestic cat) is the source of this 3044-nucleotide messenger RNA. RefSeq names its product solute carrier family 5 member 8 (gene SLC5A8). Bases 598 to 2433 code for a protein of 611 amino acids. The transcript has 15 exons. NCBI's taxonomy places the organism in Eukaryota, Metazoa, Chordata, Mammalia, Carnivora, Felidae. The record is from RefSeq and is a predicted model, not a curated record. Gene Ontology annotation, cellular component: membrane. Gene Ontology annotation, molecular function: organic acid:sodium symporter activity. Gene Ontology annotation, biological process: propanoate transmembrane transport; sodium ion transport.
GACUGGAACCUCAGCUCACCGCACACUGUCACCUGAAACGCCCAUCAAGUUAUCAAAGAAGGCAAUGUAAAAACCCCAGGUGUAUCUUCUUGUAAGGACCCGGACUGUUGAACCGGAAAGCGAAAAGUACAAGUGUUACAACUGACCUUCGACCCGCGCUCCGCCAUCGGUCGCCUGUUUAUUUAAAUGGUGCGUCCCCUCGGGUGCCACCUGGUAACAUUUAGGCCCAGCGCUCCCGGCGGAUUCGCGGGACGCGGCUGGAGGCGCCAGUUCUCCCAGGUGUCCGCGGCGCUCGGCGACCCCGGCCACCCCGAGCCCGGCACCCCGGUGAGGGCUUGGCGUGGCUAGACGAGCUCGGCCGGCUGCGGUGGGUGCAGAGGCCUCCGCGCCUAGCCACGUCCCCCCCUUCGCGGGGCGCUCGGAGCCGGCGGGGACCGAUACCUGGAGGACGCCUCCAAUCCCCGCGGGCGCCACGCCUGCCGCGCCCGCGGCGCGGGGAAUAAGAAGUGAGCGCCCGGCCGCAGAGGUAAAGCUCGGGCUCGGGCUGUGCGCCGCGGGGCCACGGUUGGAACGCAGGACCCGGGAGACCGAGCGACCAUGGACGCGCCGCGGGGCAUCGGCACCUUCGUGGUGUGGGACUACGUGGUGUUCGCCGCGAUGCUGCUCAUCUCCGCCGCCAUCGGCAUCUACUACGCCUUCGCGGGGGGCGGCCAGCAGACCUCCAAGGACUUCUUGAUGGGCGGCCGCAGCAUGACAGCCGUGCCCGUGGCGCUGUCCCUCACCGCCAGCUUCAUGUCGGCCGUCACCGUCCUGGGCACACCCUCGGAGGUCUACCGUUUUGGGGCCAUAUUCAGCAUCUUUGCCAUCACUUACUUCUUUGUGGUGGCCAUCAGCGCGGAGGUCUUCCUCCCGGUGUUCUACAAACUGGGAAUUACCAGCACCUACGAGUAUUUAGAGCUUCGAUUUAACAAAUGUGUUCGUCUCUGUGGAACAAUCCUCUUCAUUGUUCUAACGAUUCUCUAUACUGGAAUUGUUAUUUAUGCCCCUGCCCUGGCUUUGAAUCAAGUCACAGGAUUUGAUCUGUGGGGUGCAGUAGUGGCGACAGGUGUGGUCUGCACAUUCUACUGCACACUGGGUGGUCUUAAAGCAGUUGUCUGGACAGAUGUUUUUCAAGUUGGGAUCAUGGUAGCUGGAUUUGCAUCUGUGAUUAUACAGGCUGUAGUGAUUCAAGGUGGGAUCAGCACUAUUCUAAAUGAUGCCUAUAAUGGUGGAAGAUUGAACUUCUGGAAUUUUAAUCCUAACCCUUUGCAAAGACAUACAUUCUGGACAAUUGUUAUAGGAGGGACCUUCACAUGGACCAGCAUCUAUGGUGUCAACCAAUCCCAAGUGCAGAGAUAUAUUGCCUGUAAAAGCAGAUUCCAGGCAAAAAUGUCUCUCUACAUCAAUCUUCUGGGACUCUGGGCAAUCCUCACCUGCUCAGUGCUUUGUGGGCUCGCCCUAUAUUCCAGGUACCAUGACUGUGAUCCUUGGACAGCCAAGAAAGUGUCUGCACCAGACCAGCUCAUGCCUUAUUUGGUACUGGACAUUCUACAAGAUUAUCCGGGUCUUCCUGGACUUUUUGUGGCCUGUGCUUACAGUGGAACAUUAAGCACAGUGUCCUCCAGUAUUAAUGCCUUAGCGGCAGUAACUGUGGAAGAUCUAGUUAAACCUCACUUCAGAUCACUCUCAGAAAGGUCUCUCUCUUGGAUUUCCCAAGGACUGAGUGUGAUGUUUGGAGUUCUGUGUAUUGGAAUGGCUGCACUGGCAUCACUAAUGGGAGCUUUGCUGCAGGCAGCCCUCAGUAUAUUUGGCAUGAUUGGUGGACCACUUCUGGGCUUGUUUGCUUUGGGCAUUUUGGUUCCCUUUGCCAACUCAAUUGGAGCACUUGCUGGUCUUCUGGCUGGAUUUGUUGUUUCUUUGUGGGUAGGAAUUGGAGCUCAACUGUAUCCUCCACUGCCUGAGAGAACUAUGCCACUAAGCCUUGAAACCUAUGGCUGUAACAGCACAUACAAUGUGACAAAUUGGGUGACAACCACAGAAAUGCCAUUUUCUACUAGUGCUUUUCAACUAUAUGGUGCUGAAAGGACUCCACUGAUGGAUAACUGGUAUUCUUUAUCAUAUCUCUACCUCAGCACUCUUGGAACUUUGGUAACAUUAUUCAUGGGAAUGCUAAUCAGUUUACCAACAGGAGGAAGAAAACAAAACUUAGACCGCAGAUUCCUACUAACCAAAGAGGACUUUCUUUCCAAUUUUGACAUUUUUAAGAAAAAGAAGCAUACUUUAAGCUAUAAAUCUCAUCCGAUAGAAGAUGGUGGAACUGAUAACCCUGCCUUCAACCAUAUUGAAUUGAACUUCACAGACCAAAGUGGCAAGAUCAAUGGGACUCGUUUGUGAAGCAGCUGUGAUAUUAGAUGAUCUUAAACAGUGUCCCAAUUUGAUAUAUUUUCUAAGAAAAUUGGGUCGGGUUUAGAUUUUUUUUUGAAGGGGUGGUUCUAUAAUGAGUAAAGUUUGGGGGGAAAUUUUUGUUAAAGCAAAGUCUUGACUCUUCAGUUCCUAGACUCAAUAAUUGAUGCUACUCUGGAGCUAAGAGUUUCAGUGUCAGUGUUUUCCUCUAUUUCUCUUUUAUUUUAAUGAGGCUGCAGUUGUGAAAAUUAUGACCACAUAUGUGCUGAUAGAUUAAUACGCACAUACUUAAUGGUCAAAAGCAUAUUCUUAAAUUUGGUCAUUCAUAAAAGUAUUUUCCAUGCAUUUGGUGCUAGCAUAUCAGUUUUAGGAUUUACCAAAAUCAUAAGUAAUACUGAAAAGAGCUUUCUCUCUUCUACUACAUACUCUAUUUUUUAGAAAACAAUGGGGUGACAGAUCUAUGUUAUCUAGAUCUUUGCUUCACAUUGGUCCAUAUCAGCUCUAUCAGGGAAUGUAUUAACCUUGGAACCAAUUCUGGCUCAGGAAGGUGAUAAUCAAGAAGCAUCCUGUUUGGGAUGAAACAAUGAUCAAGGUCUUCUUGG